Messenger RNA from Mytilinidion resinicola, 1436 nucleotides. RefSeq names its product peptidase S66, LD-carboxypeptidase A. The coding region runs from base 28 to 1098 and encodes 356 amino acids. The transcript has a single exon. Lineage: Eukaryota; Fungi; Ascomycota; Dothideomycetes; Mytilinidiales; Mytilinidiaceae. The record is from RefSeq and is a predicted model, not a curated record.
CCUCAAAUAUCUAGAGUAUGAUUAAUCAUGACCACGCAUAGCACCAUCGUUCCCCCAAAACUCCAACCAGGCGACACCGUUGCCUUCGUCUCUCCAUCCGAACGGCUCAACCACUUGUGGGCCUCACCCCUCUCCCGCGCCGCGUUAUGGCUUGAGUCGCUCGGCUUGAAAGUGAAGACUUUCUACGCCCCAUCCUCAGAUACCGAAGAGACUUUCGCCACUGCGAUCACAAACCGCGUCAACGAGCUUCAUGCCGCCUUCUCCGACCCCAGCAUCAAGGCCAUCGUUUGUACGGUCGGCGGAACCAAAGCCAACCAGAUUUUGCGCCACCUCGACUACGCUCUGAUAUCCGCAAAUCCCAAGAUUCUCGUCGGCAACAGUGAUAUCACGAACCUCCACUACGCGCUGUACACGCAAGCACACUUGCGUACAUUCUAUGGCCCAGCCGCGAUCUCCGAGCUUAGUGACUUCCCCACGCCAAUUUCGUUCACGGCCGAGCAUUUCACGAAUGUGCUUCUCAGUCCUUCCGAUAUUGCUGUUGGAAAGCUGCCCCGCUCUACCCACUGGGCACCGAAAUUGUUCCACGAAGCCUGCCCCGACGAGCGAACUGACCGCCCGCGUGACCUAGAGUCCUCGCCGCCAUGGACGUGGGUCAGGCCCGGUGCCGCCCGUGGCCCUAUCUUAGGCGGGUGCUUGCCCAUUGUAGUACGUCUGGCGGGCACGCCGUACUUCCCAUCCCACCGCGGUAGCAUUCUGCUACUCGAAACACCUAUGGCUGAGAGCUCGCUAACGCGUCCCCUCCCCAUCGCACGUGCGCGGGCCGCGAUGGUCGAUCUUUUGAAUGCUGGGGUCUUGGAAGAUGCCGUGGGUUUGGUUGUUGGGAGGCCGUUCGGGUAUGAUGCAGAUAUGCGAGAGGCCUUUCGAACGAUGAUCGGGGAGGUGUGUGACCAGGUAAAGAGCCGGGUAGGGGAGUUCCCGAUUCUCUGCGAUGUGGAUGUCGGUCAUACGAGCCCGGUUUUGACGGUACCGUUGGGGGCGCUUGCUGAGUUGGAUUCUGGAAAAGAUGAGUGGAAGGUGGUUGAGGCUGGAGUUAGUUGAUGCACCUGAAUCACACGGUCCAAAGGGUGCAUGCAUUUCAGGAAAGCGUGAGUAAGACGGGCUAGCUCGAACAGAGUCAUCGCCGUGGAUAGAUGUUCAGGAAAAGUUAGCUCCAAACUCUGCUCUUCAGGUAUUGUAUCUGCUCUUCAGUGAUGUGAGUAGCUUGUGGUACCCCGGCAGCCGUAAUAGAGCUAGAAAAGGAUUUACAACUUCUUCAUCCAGUUCACGGUCUUCAAAUCUUUACAUCCACUCUCAAAAGAUUAGUCUACGUUAGGACACCUCUAAAAUAUCACAACGAGCGCGAGAGUGAUGACCGAACUGGGUUAGUUUAGCAUCUC